This is a messenger RNA of Perca flavescens (yellow perch), 2733 nucleotides long. RefSeq names its product major histocompatibility complex class I-related gene protein-like. NCBI's taxonomy places the organism in Eukaryota, Metazoa, Chordata, Actinopteri, Perciformes, Percidae. The transcript is spliced from 6 exons. The record is from RefSeq and is a predicted model, not a curated record. Bases 16 to 1236 code for a protein of 406 amino acids. Gene Ontology annotation, cellular component: external side of plasma membrane. Gene Ontology annotation, biological process: immune response.
GCCAGAUGAAGGGUGAUGACAGCGCUCCUCCUGAUUUUUAUCCUCAUUUUACCUCUGGUGCUCGAGCUGAUAGGACGGUGUCUGUUUCUCUGGAUGAACAAACAUAGCUACAAGUUAUUAAUAAGUCUAUUAAAGGUUCAGAAUAGACAGCUCACAAUGAAGACCUGGCUUGUUCUGCUCCUCCUGGGCCUCAUGGUACAAGACACGGCGGCAGUGACUCACUCUCUGAAGAUUUUCUACACUGCGUCUUCUGGAGUCCCAAACUUCCCAGAGUUUGUGGCUGUUGGAUUGGUUGACGACGUUCAGGUACAUUACUAUGACAGUAACACCAUGAGACUGUUACCCAAACUGGACUGGGUGAACAGAGUCAUAGAAGAUGAUCCUCAGACCUGGCAGGGGGAGACUGAGAUCUGGGUGGCUCAACAGCAGUGGUUCAAAGCCAACAUUGAAGUUGUAAAGCAGCGCUUCAACCAAACUGGAGGUGUCCACUCUUACCAGAGGAUGUACGGCUGUGAGUGGGAUGAUGAGACUGGAGAGGUCAAUGGUUUUAUGCAGUGGGGUUAUGAUGGAGAAGACUUCAUAGUAUUUGACGUGAAGACAGAGUCCUACAUCGCUCCAAAACAACAGGCUGUCAUCACCAAACACAAUUGGGACAAUGACAAAGCUUUGAUAGCUCAUAGAAAACACUACUACACCCAGAAAUGUCCUGAGUGGGUGAAGAAGUAUGUGAACUAUGGGAGGAGCUCUCUGCUGAGAACAGAUCUUCCCUCAGUGUCUCUCCUCCAGAAGUCUCUCUCCUCUCCAGUCAGCUGCCACGCUACAGGUUUCUACCCUGACAGAGCCAUGAUGUUCUGGAGGAAAGAUGGAGAGGAGCUUCAUGAGGACGUGGACCUCGGAGAGACCCUCCCCAACCACGAUGGAUCCUUCCAGAUGAGUGUUGACCUGAACCUUUCAUCAGUCCCAGCUGAAGACUGGAGGAGGUACGACUGUGUGUUUCAUCUCUCUGGUGUGGAGGACGACAUCAUCACCAAACUGAACAAAGCAGAGAUCAGGACCAACAGAGAGAAGCCCACUAACAUGACCAUCCCCAUCAUCGCUGCAGUGGUUGUUCUGGCUCUCGUCCUCCUCGCUGUGAUCAGAGUCCUGGUUUACAGAAAGAAGAAAGCCAAAUGCCCUCCAUCUCCUGACAACAGCUCUGAGCUCUCUGAGAAACUGAAUCCAGACUCUAAAUCCUAAACCCAUCAACCUGCACACAGUGAGUUGACGUGAACUAUUCACACAAAGCUGCCAUAAACUCUGUGAAACCUUCUGGGAUUGGUUCUCUAUCCACUGGGAAACCUCUGGGACACAUUGGAGCUGUAAAGAACAUCUCUGACUUGGGGCGCCUGGACAGCUCACCUGGUAAAGCGUGCGCCCCAUGUACAAAGGCUCAGUCCCUGUCGUAGCGACCGCAGGUUCUCUGGUUGUAUCAGAUCACCGGGGGCAACGCUGCAAAUCAGUCAGUAACAUCCAGAAACAUGCUGCGCAGAUUAGACACCCGAAAUGUGCCGGAGGUGUCGGUGUAAAUGUAAAUCUGUGUUACUCCUGGGCCCAGUUUUUCUAAAGAUUUCAUCUGGAUGAAAUUUAUCCGGAUUUGGAAAUCCCAUGUUUUGCUAUCCAGGAUCACCUGAUCCAUCUUACUUUAUGCCAGUUUUUUAAAGGAACAUUGGAUUGGAUCACUGUGAUCCAAAUACCAAAUUUCAGGAUGACCAAAUCCUGUUUACCAGAGCCUUAAAUGGAACCAACAGUGUAGCCUGCUGGCUUAGCAAAGAACAACAGGUAGGCAAAAUACUGGUGGCCACAAAUGGACAUUGUUUGUUUUAAUUUUAAGAAACAGAAACACUGUAAUAAACAGAAACAUUUUACAUUCCUUAUUUUGUUAUAAUGUUAAAUAACAAAACAAAAACAAUACUAUCUAAUAGUCCAUAUCUCAUUAGAUGUGACAUGCUUCAUAUAUGCUUCAAAUAUGAAGAAAUGUAUAUAUCGUCAGUAAACCUUUAUUUUAUGAUCAUUCACUUAACAAAAAUCCUCUCUGAUUGUAUUUGGUUCCAAAAAUCACAACUGAAUCCACCCUUCUGAUGGGAUCAGGAUAAUCCUGUUUUUUUUUGGAUCAAAUAGAUUCCAAAGCGAGUUUCAAAGUUUUGAAAAACCCAAAGGGCGGGUUUGAUCCAGAUCAAAUGUAAGAUCGGAUUACAUGAUCUGAUCUUAGUUCGGAAUCCCUCUUUUGCUUUUGAAAAACCCAUUUCCAAGAUUUGAUCCAAUCCGUGAUCCGAAAUCCCACUGGAUUACUUUUGAAAAACUGGGCCCUGGUGAUAAACUGGACCACACACACACACACACACACACACACACACACACACACACACACACACACACACACACACACGCACACGCACACACACACAAAGCACUGACUGUACCAUUAUCACACCUAUGAGCCAAUCUGUGAAACACAGCCAUCAGGUGCACAAACACAUGAUUGCUUACAGUUUUUUUCCAAUUUUGCAAACUAGGCUGUUUUUAUCAAAAUACUUAUAGCAUUAUCAAAAUCAAACUUUUGCACCAAAUGGCACACACUUCAUUCAUAUUACCAGGUUUUUGUCUAACUAACUACACACUGUUGGGCAUAAUGAAAAGCACUCUCAUCUUUAGUAUGCUUUGUCAUAAUAUUAAAAUAGUUCAAAUUGUAGAAAA